Molecule: messenger RNA, 4817 nt
Organism: Melopsittacus undulatus (budgerigar)
Lineage: Eukaryota; Metazoa; Chordata; Aves; Psittaciformes; Psittaculidae
Gene: PRKCI
Product: protein kinase C iota
Exons: 18
Coding region: 511-2316 (601 amino acids)
Biological process (GO): protein phosphorylation
Cellular component (GO): cytoplasm; nucleus
Molecular function (GO): diacylglycerol-dependent serine/threonine kinase activity; ATP binding; protein binding
Source: RefSeq, a predicted model, not a curated record
UUCCGGGCUAGGGGAAAGGUGAAGAGGGGCCUCCGAGUGGCUUUUGGCUAGCUUGGCCGGGAGCGACCCGGUCAGGCAGCCUCGCUACUGCAAUACCUGCGAUCUGUGCGCCGCCGCCUCCCCUUGUCCUCUUUGGCGUGGGGCGUUCCGCUCCACAGGUGUGCGCAGAGUCCCGCGGGGAAGAGCCCACGUAGCACGCGUAUGCGGGGGGAGUACACAGGAGGCGUAGCGCCCGCCUUCCCGGACAGCGGAGCUGCUGACCGGCAGCCGGCUGUGUGGCUCCUCCCUCCUGCUGGGGAAAGACCUGUACCCCCUCUUGCACCGUCCCGCACGGCUCCGCUCUCACCCCUUGCCCUUUCUCUGGUGCUCCCCACCCUGUGGUCCCACCCGCCCGGCCUGGCGCUGUGAGGAGGCGGCGGGGAGCGGCGGUGGUCGCGCAGCCGCCUACCGCUCCCCUAGCCCUUUUCUCGGCUGCCGCCCCGGAGGUGCUGCCCGCCGCGGGGUGGGGGGAUGCCGACGCAGCGGGACAGCAGUGGCAACAGCACCAUGUCGGCUCCUGGCGGCGGAGGGGGCGGCCUCGGCGGGGACAGCGCCCACCAGGUCCGGGUGAAAGCCUACUACAAGGGGGAUAUAAUGAUAACCUAUUUUGAACCUUCCAUAUCAUUUGAGGGACUAUGCAGUGAAGUUCGAGACAUGUGCUCGUUUGACAAUGAGCAGCUUUUCACCAUGAAAUGGAUUGAUGAAGAAGGAGAUCCAUGUACAGUUUCUUCUCAGCUGGAGUUAGAAGAGGCCUUUCGGUUAUAUGAACUAAACAAGGAUUCUGAGCUUCUAAUUCAUGUAUUCCCUUGUGUACCAGAACGGCCUGGCAUGCCUUGUCCUGGAGAAGAUAAAUCCAUUUAUCGCCGAGGUGCCCGCCGGUGGCGAAAGCUCUAUUGUGCAAAUGGUCACACUUUCCAAGCCAAACGAUUUAACAGGAGAGCUCAUUGUGCCAUCUGCACUGAUCGAAUAUGGGGCCUGGGUCGCCAAGGAUAUAAAUGCAUCAAUUGCAAACUACUUGUUCACAAGAAGUGUCACAAACUUGUCAGUACUGAAUGUGGCCGACAUACACUACAACCGGAGCCAAUAAUGCCUAUGGAUCCGUCAUCAGUGCAUCCAGAUAACGUAGAAUCAGUUAUUCCAUAUAAUCCCUCAAGUCAUGAAAGCUUGGACCAUGUUGGUGAAGAAAAAGAGGCAAUGAGCAUUAGAGAAAGUGGUAAAGCUUCCUCCAGUCUGGGUCUUCAGGAUUUUGAUUUGCUCCGAGUUAUAGGAAGAGGCAGUUAUGCUAAAGUACUGCUUGUUCGAUUGAAGAAAACUGAACGCAUUUAUGCAAUGAAAGUGGUGAAGAAAGAGCUUGUCAAUGAUGAUGAGGAUAUUGAUUGGGUUCAGACAGAGAAACACGUCUUUGAACAGGCUUCAAAUCAUCCCUUUCUUGUUGGACUACACUCUUGCUUCCAGACAGAAAGCAGGUUAUUCUUCGUUAUAGAGUAUGUGAAUGGAGGAGAUCUAAUGUUUCAUAUGCAGAGACAGAGAAAGCUGCCAGAGGAGCAUGCCAGGUUUUAUUCUGCUGAAAUCAGUCUAGCCUUGAACUAUUUACAUGAACGAGGGAUAAUCUAUAGAGAUUUAAAACUGGAUAAUGUGCUACUAGAUUCUGAAGGGCAUAUUAAACUCACAGAUUAUGGCAUGUGCAAGGAGGGCCUGAGGCCUGGUGACACAACCAGCACAUUCUGUGGGACUCCAAACUAUAUUGCACCUGAAAUUCUCCGGGGAGAGGAUUACGGCUUCAGUGUAGACUGGUGGGCACUUGGUGUGCUUAUGUUUGAAAUGAUGGCGGGCCGGUCACCAUUUGAUAUUGUUGGGAGUUCUGACAAUCCUGAUCAGAACACAGAAGACUAUCUCUUCCAAGUAAUUUUGGAAAAACAGAUCCGAAUUCCCCGAUCCCUUUCUGUUAAAGCAGCAGGUGUUCUAAAGAGCUUCCUUAAUAAGGAUCCAAAGGAACGUUUAGGCUGCCAUCCUCAAACAGGAUUUGCAGAUAUCCAGGGACAUCCAUUCUUUCGCAAUGUUGACUGGGAUCUGAUGGAGCAAAAACAAGUGGUGCCUCCAUUUAAACCAAAUAUAUCUGGAGAAUUUGGUCUGGAUAACUUUGAUUCCCAAUUCACCAAUGAACCUGUACAACUCACUCCAGAUGAUGAUGACAUUGUGAAGAAGAUUGACCAGUCAGAAUUUGAAGGCUUUGAAUAUAUAAAUCCUCUUCUGAUGUCAGCUGAGGAAUGUGUCUGAAUUCUCCACUUCUGGACUGUGCCAAUUGUUACUCUGUUUCUGCAUGGAUAAACAUCUCUUCAUUUGGAUGCACUUGCAUAAAAUGAGUAACCGAACAUUUUACCCUUGCCAUGUAGUGUGAAUUACUCACUAAUUUUUCUUUUUGUAUUAAUUUUCGUCCAGGACAGUUGUUAUGCUGAACCUUCAGCUGCCACAUUUUAAAUGUUCAACUUUCCAACAGUCUUGCCAAACUUGAACUUUAAGAUCACAGUUGGUUUCUGGGGCUCCAGACUGCACAAAAGGAUAAUCUGCCAAUACAGUGUUCUGAUAAAGGAAAAUUUUCUUAUUGUUUUAAGAACACAAGGUGCAUUAGGGGAUGUAGUAAAAUAUCAUUAAAGGACUUCCAUUUUUCCAGCAAGAGAAGUAAGACCUUAUGACUUCCGUCAUCCUAAAUCUCUCCUCUCUGAAUAUCUGAUUUCCUGUUCUUCUGAACUUAGAGCUGUGUUACUGCCCUUCAAGUUGAAAAGACAAUAAGGAGAGCAGGUUUUUAAACUGAGUAGGUCAAGAAUGGCUGCUUUCACAGGAUAUAUUGAUCCUGUUCUAAAGGAGAUGAUUAUUAGAAUCAAUAGACUUUGCUCAAAAAUUACAUGCUAGGAAUAGCACGCUGAAACGCAGAGUGCCUUUCUGAGCCUGUCCCUUUCAGUGAGGGUUGUCCAUGCUGUAAAGUGUCAGUUUAAAUAAAUGGAAUUCACUUAAUACUUUUGAAAAGUUAAAAUCUGUAGCAUGUAGGUUAGUGGUAAUGGGCAGCUAAUAUUGACAUAGAACAUCAUGCUAUUACUUCUUGCUUUUAUACUUCCUGUCCGCACCAUAUCGGAGCUGCACAUGUUACAGCCACUGCCUAGAUAAGGGCAUUGUUUCCUUUUUUUAAUCUUACUGCCACGCUUUUGGAAAUUCAUUCCACUUUGCCAGUGGAAAAAACACACUGGGGGGGUAGAGGGGGAAAGGUGCUGUCUGUAAUAAUUCCCUUCACUUCUCCACUUGCAGAUGGCGGUUUAUGACCACAAUCAAACCUUGAAUGUUGGUAAUAGACUCAAAGUUAAUAGGAAAACAAUUGGAAUCAGUUGAAAGUACCAUUCAAACUAGGACUUCUGGCAGGUGUGAUUCUUACAUUUCAGGUUAGUGAACAGUGUAAUAUACAGCACAGAUGAUUCUUAUUUUUAAUGCUUAAGGAAUAGUUUUGGAUGUCUUGGGCUGAAGAAAUGCCAAAUGUACCACUUUUUUAUUAUUUUGGGGAAAAGGGAUUAAGAGACACUGAAGAAAAGAGUCUGUGUUAUAUGAGUAAGAGCUGUAAGGAAAGCUGAGUGUUACUGUAAGCAGAUCUAAGUAUCUGUAAGCACAAGUUAGCAAACCUUACCUAAAACUUCUAAGAAACCUGCUUGCUCAUUGCAUCUCCUUGAAAAUACUUGUAUGGCCACACUGUAAAUCCAUGGCACAAAUCUUGCAGUGUACGUUUUUUUUUUUCACUUGCAUGUUAGCUUCAAGGAGAGAUUGCACAAAUGCACAGUACUGUCAUGGUACAUAGUAUUUAGUUGAUAUUUUUCUUUGCAGUGUGAAUGGGAAACUUUAAGUAUCAGGCUCAGUUUUUCAAAACUGGGAAGUGAUUGGAGGGGCCUCAGUUUCAGGAAAGCAUUGAUCCUCCACACUUAAACAUCAGGUUUCCUUAAAUUCAAGUUGUAUAUUUUCAAAUGCAAAAUAUUGCAGUAAACUUACUUCUAAAGAGCAGCUAAUAACUUCAGCACAUUUAGUUCAUAUCAAGUGAACUGCUUACAUGCAGGUUUGAAAUUGUGAUUGUUUAGCCUCUGACUUCUGCACCUGCAUGCCUAGUUUUAGACAUCAGGACUUAAUGUUAGAUAUUAAACUUGGAAGUUAUUUAAAGCAAACAAGAAAAGCCUUGUCUCUACAGUGGCUUAAUUUCAUAUGGGGUAUUAAGAUGGUUUUACGUAAAGAAGGGCAUUUCUGCUAUUCAUCACAGCAGAGUAAUGGAGUAAAACACUGUCUUCUGUGCUUAAAGCAGAAAUUAAUUUUUUUUUACAGAUGUCACAGAGGAUGUACUUUUUCUAUGUACAUGUGUAACCAUUAAGAAUGUUGCUAAGUGACAGACAUCUUAAAUGACUGUAAAUCCAUUUUUGAACCUUAAUUUUCUUCAAAGUGCCAUGAUAUUAACAGUUAUUUUUUUAUUGUUAAGUAUAUAGCAAUGGUCAAAUAUUCAGAAGGGACAUUGAGUGUAAACAGUCCAGUGCCGUAGGCUUUGUCUUUUGGAGAAAGUGUCUGCAUCAGGAGCAUGAUGUAUAUAUGUGGAAUUACCUCCUUUUUGUAUGUGAGUUGGAUUCUUAUGGGUACUCUGCUAGUUAAUAUUGUUACUACUAUUUUCCUGUUUCACAUGGAAUAUGGUCUUGAAUGUUGUGUAAUCAUUCCCUUUAUUUGUGCACACUUUUUACUUUAAAUAAAAUAUUUGUAUUAGG